Dichomitus squalens LYAD-421 SS1 is the source of this 3788-nucleotide messenger RNA. RefSeq lists its product as uncharacterized. Lineage: Eukaryota; Fungi; Basidiomycota; Agaricomycetes; Polyporales; Polyporaceae. Gene Ontology annotation, molecular function: potassium ion leak channel activity. Gene Ontology annotation, biological process: potassium ion transmembrane transport; stabilization of membrane potential. Gene Ontology annotation, cellular component: membrane. The record is from RefSeq and is a predicted model, not a curated record. Bases 518 to 3553 code for a protein of 1011 amino acids. The transcript is spliced from 10 exons.
AAAAGCUUUUGGACUUACUCGGCAAGCGGCCGCGUCGACUGGUUCAAGGCGGAAUUGUCGCUUGUGCAAGAGCGACUCCGGAAGAGCUUCGGACUCGAGAACCUGACCGAACAGGUUCUGCUUCCGCUUCUGUUUUGACGAGUCAUACGCGCACCUAAACCUCGUCGUGGGGGCAAAGCAGGGUGGGUCCAACCCCUUCCGGAUUAUCUUGCGUUCCUUGUCUCUUUUUUCGUUCAGAAUCCGCCCGGGAUCGGACCAGCAUCGACGCCUGAAGCGUCCACCCUGACCUCCCCUAUUGUAGUUACGGAGCUUCGGAUCCUUGACCUCUGCGAGCGUCCCACGCCGACUCUCUUUCGCUCCUUUCCUAGGACAUGCUUCCUUGUGGCUCUUGGAUAUAUUGUCGCAUUCAUACAGUAUCCCAUGAGGAGUCAAUUAGCCUCAGAUAUCAAGGUCACCGCCGCGACUUCUACCCGUGCAGUCCCAAUCGCUCGCUGUCUACCCCUUCCUCAACGGCAUAAUGGGUGUCUUCGCUCUCGCUAUUCCAGGCAUUCUCCUUGGUGAACGCCUGCGCCAUCAUACUCAGGAUCGCGAAUACGACCCCGAGAAGGCUGUUCGCCAUGAUUCGCGUCCCUCCGGAGAUCUCGACCGCUCCUCACAUGAUAUCCUCUCGCCAAAUACCCCUCACCGUCGCGCCCGUCGUGUAUGCUUUGAUGCCAAACACCCUACAUCUGCCAAUGGGCCCGGGCGCUCUACCGUACACCACUCCGAUGACCUUCCUAAAUCGACUCCCUCGAUGUGGCGGAAGGCUAAAGACUAUGUUUGGCCGUCCGCUGAACAGCUUGCUGAUCUGGACACUUUUGUGCCCAAUUACCGGUGGACCCCGAUUCUCUCAGGAAUUAUCAUACCCUUCUCUAUCCUUCUCGAAAUCCCUGGCUUGACGGAGAAGUGGUACAUCAAGACGGAGGGCACUCAGAUUGUGGCGGUACAGAAGAACCCGAUCAUCCUGGAAGUCGGACUUGCCAUCUCCAUGGCCAGUGCGGUUAUCGCAAACGUCGCGCUCAUCCUCCGCUUCUUAGAGAAGAGGGUUAAAAGUGUUACGCUACUUUGCGUCGCUUUUCUAACACUACACGAUGUCAUCAACAUCAUUGUUGUCACCACCUUCGGUGUCGAGCAUCGCUUCGACGACGGUUUCACGUAUGGCGAAGCUUUCUGGAUGACGCUCUGCUCUACUAUCGUGUCCAGCGUUACGAAUGUCACUUUGAUUGUAGACUUCGUGCGUACCCCUGACUUCGCCAAGCGAGGAAGUGGUCUGACGCGUAGACAGCGCUCUCUCGUCAUCAUCGUCAUCAUUCUGCUCGUUUACAUCGCUUUUUGCGCCUUGCUGAACUCCGUCAUCCUGGAGCUCAGCUUCAUUAACGGCCUAUAUUUCACCGUCGUUUCCAUCGAAACUAUCGGAUUCGGCGACAUAGUCCCCGAAAGCACUGGUGGAAAGGUUUGGACAUGCAUCUUCGUCUCCCUCGGCAUCCUCCUCAUCGGUUUGGCUAUCGCGAUGUGUCGCGAGACUAUCCUGGAAGGCCUCGAGAUUGGUUAUAGGCGCCGCGUGCGCAAGAUGCGCGAACAUCGCCGCGAGACCCGUCGGUUUCGCCGGUGGGAGGCACGCUGGAGACGCGCGGUCGAGUUCCGCCUUCGCGAGAUGGGCUUGCCUGUCUGGGUUCCUGACAAGCCGAAGGACGAGGGCGCGAUCCGCGUCUUUGGCGUGGACACUGGCGUGAAGAUGCCUUUCUACAAGCGAGUUGGCACGCAUAUCAAGCGGACGGCGACGAUAACGACGAUAGCCUCGGUGGAUUCGGUCCUCCGUCGCAACAAGCACCGCAAGAUGCAUCUGAACGUCGAAGCCCUUAGGAACGUUCAGCUCGAAGAGGCUGCGCUCGAGGCGGGCGUCCCGCUCGAGAUGUUCAGCGACCUCGGAGCGCGCCCCGAGCUACAGCGCAGCGAGGCCUUGGGCACGAACGCGAUGGAGGCGCAGAAGGCCACGGAGGGUACAGGCGUAGGUCCCACGGUACAGGCUACCUUAGCGGCCGCCACAUUCCACGACUCGAUCGCAAGUGGGUGGGUCCACAACCCAGAGACGCCGACUCAUGCACAGCUCGGACGCAUGGCUGCUAUGCUCACGAAGUUCUCUUUGGCGGUGUCGGGCCACCAUGCGCACCCGCCUGCGCUGCCGCACAGCGAGUAUGUACAAGAGGCGAAUCUGUUACAUCCCCACGCGCCUCCCCCGCAUGACCCGUCGGAGGAGGAGCAUCGUAGGCCAACACACGGGAACUCGUUUGAGGACAUAAGGCGGCAUCCUGCAGCAAAGUGGCUCAGGGACUUCACACGGGGUGCCAACCAGCGUUCGACGUGGACGUACGAGAAGCUUAAGGAGGACAUGGAACAGGAAGAGAGAAAGGCUUACUGGGCUAAGCUCACGAUCGCUUGGUCGCUUCUCAUCCUCUUUUGGACGAUUGGGUCCGGCAUCUUCUGUGCCACGGAAGGAUGGACAUAUGGGGAAGCCAUGUACUUCUGUUUCGUCGCUUUCAGUACGACUGGAUAUGGUGACUACUCGCCCAAAACUCCGGCUGGUCGCUCCGUAUUCGUCGUGUGGGCUCUGUUUGGUGUGGGUACUUUGACGAUCCUUAUCUCGGUUUUGCAAGAAGCGGGAUCGUAUCGUUACAAGAAUGCACUCCACUCGCGUGUCUUCGACAACGCUGUCAAGAACUACCGCAAGCGUUUGAAGCAGACCCAGGAUUCUAAACGCAAUCGGAUGAACUCCAAGAAUACUGGUGCCGGACCCGGCGGUGUACGGACAGCCGGUCUUCAGCAGCAGAACAAGCCUACUUUCGUACGUCUUCGGGAGGCGGACAAGCAAGCGCGGCGAGCGCUCGAGGCGCUCCCGAAUGAGAUCAUACGCAGCGCUAGAACCUUGCACGACUACAUGGAGUUCUUCGUUUCAGGUGUGGAUGGGCUCGACACGAUUGAGGAGGGUGACGUCGCUUCCGGGACGCCAAACAUCCCGCCUGAUAUGACGAAGCUCCUCGACGAACUCGGAGAUAUGGAGGGCAUCAACCCGAGGCUGAAGGCGGAAAUCCUACAGGACGAGGAUGCGAGGAAGACACUGUUUAUGCUCAGUCUUGAACGUUCAAUGAAGCGACUUGUCGCGCAUGCCGAAACGGCGAUGUUGGCGUUGUCGGAGCGGGACGCACUCGUCACUGCGACCGGUACGGAGCACGCACAUGGCGUUGGCCUUCAGCAUUUAGACUGGACGCGGCGGAAGAACAGCGACGGCCGCAUUCGCGCUCAAUCAGAGCCGCCGUCGGUGACUCCGCGUCGUAUCCAGGAGGACAUACCUCGGACGGUUUCGGAGGGCUCGUCCAUUCUGAAUCCUCGAGACAGACUUGGAACUUGUCUCUCCCAGCAAGCUUCCCAUACCAUGCGCAACAGAGAUCGUGCUGCGUCUUCUGCUUCGUCUUCUUCUACAACCACCUCUUCUUAUUCCAAUCCCAUGGCUAGCUGACGCAGAGCAUAACCUGUGGGUAUCAUGCAUGCUAUCGACAUGGACUCAACCAUCAUCCGUCAUCUUCGUUAGUUUCCCCAACGUCUGACAUCGCAUGACUCGUGCAUUUGUACUAUAUCGCAUAUAAGGACAGAGAAACAUACUACAUGGAUUCGGGAAUUACUUCAUGAUAUGGACAUCAUUUUCUGUAUCAUUACGCAUGUGAGCUCUAGAGUACGCCUAAUUCAUAAUUACG